Molecule: messenger RNA, 3323 nt
Organism: Struthio camelus australis
Lineage: Eukaryota; Metazoa; Chordata; Aves; Struthioniformes; Struthionidae
Source: RefSeq, a predicted model, not a curated record
CUAAAAUUUUGUUACAGAUCAGUCAUGUCAUCCUUUCAAGAAGUUCCAUCUUCAGCUAAUGCUUUGCAAACCUCCAAUUUUGCACAUGUGAUUUUUCAAAAUGUGGCAAAAAGUUAUCUUCCAAACACGCACCUUGAAUGUCACUACACUCUAACCCAGUUUAUCCACCCUCAUCAGAAAGACUGGGUUGGUAUUUUCAAGGUUGGUUGGAGUACUGCAAGAGAUUAUUACACGUUUCUUUGGUCACCUAUGCCAGAAAAUUAUGUGGAAGGAUCAACUGUUAAUUGUGUGCUGACUUUUCAAGGAUAUUACCUACCAAAUGAUGAUGGGGAAUUUUACCAGUUCUGUUACGUGACACAUAAAGGAGAGAUCCGUGGAGCAAGCACACCUUUUCAGUUUCGUACCUCUUCCCCUGUUGAGGAAUUGCUUACUAUGGAAGAUGAAGGAAACUCUGAUAUGUUAGUGGUGACUACAAAAGCUGGACUGCUCGAGUUUAAAAUUGAAAAAAUAAUAAAAGAAAAAGAAGAGUUAUUAAAGGUAACUGCUGUUCUGGAAAAGGAAACUGAACAACUCAGAGAUCAAGUCGAAAGACUGGAAAAAGAACUUAACCAUGAAAAGCAGAGAUGUGACCAACUGCAAACAGAGCAAAAGGCUAAUAUUCAAGCAUCAGAAACUCUUAAGACUGAAAAUGAUGAUCUGAAGAAGAAGCAUGAUGAGGCUGCUUCAAAAGUUCUCCAGCUGGAAGAAGAUAUCAUGACUGUUACACAAAAAGCCAUUGCAAAAGAAACAGAGUUAGACAGUCUGAAGGACAAACUGAAGAAAGUAAUUCUUGAGAAGGAGCAACUUGAAUGUGUCUUAAAGACAGAAAAGGAUGAAAAAGAACUUUAUAAGAUACACUUGAAGAAUACAGAAAUAGAAAACACCAAACUAGUAAAAGAGAUCCAGACGUUUAAGAAUUUGGAUGCAAACAAAGAAAACAUGAUAACGUAUUAUAAAGAGGAGGUUGGCAGAUUACAGCUAUUUAUAGCAGAGAAAGAAAGUAUGAAGAAAGCUUUUUUACUCUCCUCAUCCAACAAGGAGGAUGCAAGUAUUUUAAAAGAACAGCUUCGAAAAGCUGAAGAUCAGAUUCAGGCUAGCAAACAAGAAGCUGUCCUAAUGUCAAAAGAGUUGAGUGACGCAGUAAAUGUGCGAGAUAAGACGAUUGCAGACCUUCAUAGUGCACGUCUCGAAAACGAGAAGUUGAAAAAGCAGCUUGCUGAUGCUUUAGCUGAACUUAAGAAGAUCACAGCUUUGAAAAAUGAGCAGGAAAUUUCGAACACAGUGGAGCAUGAAUUGCGCAGAGAAGUCGAAGAUCUGAAGCUUCGCCUGCAAAUGGCUGCUGACCAUUACAAAGAAAAAUUCAAAGAAUGUCAAAAACUUCAAAAACAAGUGAACAAAUUUACAGAACAGGCAAAAAUUGCAGGAAAUCAACAGAAACUGACAGAUGCAUCCAACAUUCAGACAGCUACUGCCGUCAUUACAGACAAAAAGUUGUCUGCAUCUCCAGUUAGCCCCAUUUCAUCUGAUAUAGUUUCGGAAUUCGUGGUAAAGGAGCAAGUACGUGAAAUGAAUAAAGAAAUUGCUGAGAAAACAGAAAAGUAUAAGAAAUGCAAGCAAAUGUUGGCAGAUGAGAAGAUGAAAUGCAGCGUUUAUGCUGAUGAACUAGCAAAACUGGAGCUGAAGUGGAAAGAACAGGUGAAAAUCAAUGAGGGUAUGAAAUUACAGCUAGCAGCAAUGGAGGAUCAGUAUAAAGAACUUGGCAGGACACCAGGAAAUCAAAACGGAAGGAUGAUGGAAGGACACAUUUCACAACAGACAUUACAUUUUCGCAACCCGUAUUCAGAGGAAGGUGGACCAAUUCCUGCAGUGCCAAGUAGACUACCAGUGUUGCAGUAUGGAAACCCUUACGCAAUUCAGGAAAGAAGAGAUGGAGCGGAUGGUGCUCUUAAUCCUGAUGAGAUCCAAAGACCACCUAUUAGAACUUCCUUUUGGGAGCUAGAAGAUGAGGUAGUCUGUAGUCAGCCUUCACGUAAUCUUAGCCGGCCUGAUGGUUUAGAAGAUCCUGAGGAUAGCAAUGAUGAUGACAACACUGUACCUUCUGCUCCUGAUCCUCCGAGUCUUCUUUUGCAUGAACGUGGAACAGGUUUUUGCUUUGAUUCUAGUUUUGAUGUGCACAAGAAAUGCCCUCUUUGCGAUGUGAUGUUUCCACCUAACUAUGAUCAGAGCAAGUUUGAAGAGCAUGUUGAAAGUCACUGGAAGGUGUGCCCCAUGUGCAGUGAGCAGUUUCCACCUGACUAUGAUCAGCAAGGGUUUGAGAGGCAUGUUCAGACGCACUUUGAUCACAAUGUUUUAAAUUUCGAUUAAAUACUUUGUUUUGCAAUGUAGCUUAAAAAGAAACAACUCUGAGUGAGUAAUCCACCUAUAGAACAAAAACAGUGUAGCUUUUCUGUGACAAUGCAGAUUUCUGAUUAAAAGCUUGUGUAUUCUAAUGAGAGCCUUGAUGAAUCUUGGCUGUAAGCUGCUAUCGGGUUGUCUUCUCUAUUCAUCUAACGUUAUAUUAAAGAAAAGACUUGGUUGUGUAUGUAUCUAUUUAUUCCCCUAUUUAGUGGAAUUUGUAAGAACAUAGAAAUAACUUAGCCUCAGAACCAACAAGACCAGCUUCUUGAUGCUCUUUAGCUGUAAAAAAAAAUAAAAUAACAAAUCCCCUAUGGUUUCUCUUGACUAUAACUGAGGCAUGAUUAAAAACAUAAUAAACAGAUGUUUCUCCCAGUAAAUUUGUGUAGUUUUUCUUUGAGUAACAGUUAAAUCAAAGUUACAUAACUUACGCAAUGAAAACAUAGUUUUCUAGUAAUUUUCUGAAAUGUAGGUGCAUGUAUUGUGAGAUUACAUGCCUGCAACAAAAGUAAUGACAAAUAUUUCAGUUUCGCAUAUAGAACAUUUGCCUUAAGGAAUAACCUCAAGUAUGUUAUACUUUAAGGCAGUAUUUUUGAGUUAAAAUAAAUUACUUUGCUUAGAAUGCCUAGAAAAUAAUUGUUUAAAAUCAUUGCCAUUAUGUUGCACUUGUAUUCAGUAGGUAACAUCGUUACAUUUUCACAACAGUGAAUUGUGUUCCUUUUGGAUUUGGGCUUUUAAAACCUUUUUCAUUUUAACUUUACAUAUUUCUUUCCAGUAACAACAUGUGUGUAUAUCUAAACAUUUUAUAUUUACUUAAAUGUAGUAAGUAAAUUUGCUUUCCACUUGUUGUACAGUAGUCUUGUUACAUUAAAAGCAAAAUUAUUCAUGGA